AUGAAGUUCAUCUUUGGGAUUCUCUCAUUCGUCACCGUCGGCUUGAUCAUCGGUUCCGUCUCUCAAUUGGCCUUUUACGACAACUGGAAGACUCACAUGACAUUCCAUCGUCACAUUGUGGUUAUAAAUAUUGAAAUGUUUGUCCUUCCCUGUAUUCCAUCUUUGAAAAAUGACAAGGAAGCAGAAAUCUUACGUCCUGGAUAUGUCAAACCUGAAGUUCUUAGCUGGUCUCCGAGAAUUAUUUUACUGCGUAACUUCCUAAGCAUGGAGGAAUGUGAGUAUCUUAAGGCCUUAGGGUACCCUCACCUUCAAAAUUCACGAGUGAUAGAUGACAAAACGGGAAAGGGUGUUGACACCAAACGCAGGACAAGCUCUGGUAUGUUCCUAAGUUCAAAAGAUAGAAAACACCCAAUGGUGCAGGCAAUUGAAAGAAGAAUUUCAAUAUAUGCUCAAGUACCAGUUGAAAAUGGAGAGCCAAUGCAAAUUUUGAGGUAUGAGAAGAAUCAGUAUUACGAACUCCAUCUUGACUAUUUUAGUGAUACUUACGACUUGAAAAACAAUGGGCAGCGAAUAGCGACAAUGCUUAUGUAUUUAAGCGACAAUGUUGAGGGUGGUGAAACAUAUUUCCCAAAGGGUGGUUCAGAUGAGUGUAACUGUGGUGGGAAAAUUGUCAAAGGGCUAUCUGUGAAACCUGUUAAAGGAAAUGCAGUACUUUUUUGGAGUAUGGGACUAAGUGGACAAUGA
Molecule: messenger RNA, 744 nt
Organism: Neltuma alba
Lineage: Eukaryota; Viridiplantae; Streptophyta; Magnoliopsida; Fabales; Fabaceae
Product: prolyl 4-hydroxylase 1-like
Exons: 12
Coding region: 1-744 (247 amino acids)
Biological process (GO): peptidyl-proline hydroxylation to 4-hydroxy-L-proline
Cellular component (GO): endoplasmic reticulum
Molecular function (GO): iron ion binding; L-ascorbic acid binding; procollagen-proline 4-dioxygenase activity
Source: RefSeq, a predicted model, not a curated record